Molecule: messenger RNA, 2592 nt
Organism: Diceros bicornis minor
Lineage: Eukaryota; Metazoa; Chordata; Mammalia; Perissodactyla; Rhinocerotidae
Gene: ZSWIM2
Product: zinc finger SWIM-type containing 2
Exons: 10
Coding region: 544-2502 (652 amino acids)
Molecular function (GO): zinc ion binding; ubiquitin protein ligase activity
Source: RefSeq, a predicted model, not a curated record
GACCUGUUUUCUACAUCUGUGCUCUUCCCCAGCAACUCGCUCAGAUGAUGCACAUAGUGACCAAUCGGGAAACGUGUGUGGAAUAUUGCUGAACGUCAGCAAUCACUCUGGGCUUUCUGAUAAGGAUGAUAAAUCAUCACUGGAUAAUUUUAGCAUCCAGGGCCCAAGGAGACACCGGGUUGUGCGACUGUCCUAACACACAGAUUUCACGAGCCCUGCCUGCGAGGAACCAGCAGAAGGAAUUCGAGAGAGUUGACAGCUAUGCUUUAGGCCGCCAGCUUUUUAAUCAGCCAGUUGGUUAUUAGAAAAAUUCCUCGGUCGGGGGCGCCGCUUCACGAAGCAGUGGAGGCGGGUGCGAGCUGUGCAAUCGACAGCCGCCGGCACCUUUGAUGCCAGCCCCAGCUCGGCGCAAGGCAUGCUGGGACUCCGCGGAUCGCCACCACCGUCACCAAGGCAACCGGAGAGCACGCGGUUGUCACGGAGACCAGCUACUGCCUCAGAGAGCCUCGCCCAGGGGCUGCCUUCGCCCGCGACGCUGGCAGGAUGCUUCGCCGAGGCUCCAGGGCCUCUGAAAGGCGAAGACACUUGAGCGACCACCUCAGCUGGCAACAAGACCUGGCGCUGAGCAGCAGCAUCUACCUCCUGCAAGAGAUGGGCCCCACUGGCUUCCUGCUGAGGGAGGAGGAGCCAGAAUACAGGGAUUUCCGAGUUUUUCUAGGAAAUCCUCAUUUUUGUGACUGUUCCAGAUUUCUGAAAGGAGGGGAGCUUUGUAAGCAUAUAUGCUGGGUCUUGUUGAAGAAAUUCAGGCUUCCAAGGAAUCAUGAAUCUGCUUUGCAGUUAGGUCUCACGGAAAGAGAAAUCAAUGACUUGCUUCGGGGGAUACACCGAAUUCAAACUCUUCAACAAAGAACAGAGGACGAAAAUGCACAUAUUGAAGAAGCUGAGUACAUUAAACAGAAAGAAAUUGGUUCAGAUGAUAUCUGCUCUAUUUGUCAUGAAGUAUUUUUAGAGAAAAAGCUCCCUGUCACCUUUUGCAGAUAUUUACUGGGUACUACCACACGUUGUGUGAUUUCUGGAAAAAUAAGGUUUGGCUGUGGGAAUAGUAUUCAUAUAAAAUGCAUGAAGAUCUUAGCUAAUUUUCAGAAUAUGACAUCGAACACUUCCAUGUUGAAAUGUCCUCUGUGUAGGAAAGAGUUUGCACCAUUAAAACUUAUUUUAGAGGAAUUCAAAAACUCUAGCAAACUUGUGACUGUAGCUGAGAAAGAGCGACUAGACAAACACCUUGGCAUUCCCUGUAACAACUGUAAACAAUUUCCAAUUGAGGGGAAAUGUUAUAAGUGUACCAAAUGUGUAGAAUAUCACUUAUGCCAGGAAUGUUUUGAUAGCUGCUGCCAUCCUUCUCACCUAUUUACAUUUCGUGAGAAGAGAAAUCAAAGAUGGAAAUCACUAGAAAAAAGAUCAGAUGAAAUUAUAAAAUGUAGAGAUAUUAAAAACGAGGAAGAAGAAAACAUGCCACAUUUUCAAGAAAAGCAGGGCCAGGUUUACACACCAAAACAUGUGGUGAAGUCACUGCCUCUCUUACUGAUUACAAAGAGUAGUAAGCUGCUUGCUCCAGGCUUCCAGUGUCGACUUUGUUUGAAGGCAUUUCAUCUUGGUCAACACGCAAGAUUGCUGCCAUGUACUCACAAGUUUCAUAGGAAAUGUAUUGACAGUUGGUUAUUCCACAAGUGCAAUUCAUGCCCUAUUGAUGGACAAGUUAUAUAUAAUCCUUUAACCUGGAACAAUACAGCAGUGAAUGGACACGCACAUCAGUCUGUUUCAAACACAGACAUCACUCAUCUGCUAAAACAAGAAGAACCAGAACUUUUUAUUCCUGGUACUGGACUAGUCUUAAAACAAAAUAGACUUGGAAUUUUACCUAGCAUACCUCAAUGUAAUUCUAAAAAGUUAAACACACCUCAAAGUCCAACAGAUACCUAUCAGAAUAUAACAAUUAAUGAUCUAUUCUCUAUCAAAUUAGAUGAUUCAAAUUCAAGAAAAUUAAUCUAUGAAUAUAAAAUUAGCCAACAUUUCCCAAGGUAUCUUCAAGAUUUACCCACUGGAUCCUUUGAGAAAAUAUCAUCGCAAACAUUUCUUCCUUCUAUUGAUCACAAGAAUAUUAUAUGUCCCACUGGAAUGGAAAAUCCAUGUAUCAAUGAAAAAUACCACACUCAUCAAAGCCAGAAGAUGACCAAAGACUGUAAAUGUGUUAACCACAAUCUAAAGACGACUCUUGGUACUAAAAUAAGAGAGGACAGCAGGAGAUCCAAUUCUUCACUUCCAGAAGAUUUAAAUCUCAUUGUCAAUUGGGGUACAACUAAACUUAGUUUGUCUAAAAGGCAUAAUAAUUGUAUGGGGAAAAUUAGACAAAAAUGUAGUCAUCUAUCAAGAAGGCCUAUAUCUCACCCUUUAAAUACAGAAAGUACUGAGCUAUCUUUAAUAUUGGAAGGAGUUCAGUUAUGAAAAUGUAUUUUUGAUUAACAUCAGAAAAUAUUUGAAUAUUGAACAUAAAAAUGUUUUAUGUAGAACAUAAAAACACUGUAUACUCUUGAC